CUGGGACAGAGGAGGGAGGAGGGUGUGGCAUUCUCUUGUCCUAGUUCUGUUCAGGGAGGGUGACCAGGGUGGGAGCCACCUUCCAGAAAUAGUCCUGGAGUGAGUCCAAUAUAAUAGAGGAGAAUGACUCUCAUUUUUUCAACUAUGUUGAAAAACUCGUAGCAGUAUGGUAGGGGGAGGAGGGGCUUUACAGAAAUGACAAAGUGUCUAGCUGUAAAGGAGAUAUAGAUGAGAAUAUUGCUUUAAGAGUUCAUUCCAAUCUAUUUGGAAAAUGACUCAAGGCACUCAACAGAAUGGAUAAGUGAGAUAGAAAGAAAGUGCUAGUAGAGAGAAAUCCUUCUUCAUGACCAGGAAGGACUUACCAGAGGACGUGGUAGGCAUUGGGUUCAUCAUAGUAAAUUUUUUUUAGAUUUAUUUUAUUUAUGUAUACAAGAACUGGGGGGUGUAGGCCAGAUGUGUGGAGGGUGAGAGGAUUCACUGGAGACAGAGUGGGGAGCAGAACAGGUGGAUCUACUGAUAUACACUGCUGAGGGGAGAAGCGGGAGAGCAGACAGAAAAGGUCUGCUGCACCAUGUGGGUCAGCUACCUGACCAGGGAUCUAACUGUUGCUACAGUGGCUGGCGAUGGCUUGAUAGCACUGACUAACCGCCGUGCCACGAGGGGAAGCCCUAUCAUAGUAAUAUUGACCUCUCUUUUUGAGUGCUUAUUAGGGCCUGGCAGUGUGCUUUUUUAUCACAUGUGUGACUUUACUAGUUCUCACAACAACCCCAAGAGGUUGGUACUUAUGUAAUAAAUCUCAGUUAAUAGAUUAUGGACUGAGACUAAGAGAGGUUAAGAAAAUUGCCCAUGGUUACACAGCUAGGAAGGGUAGAGGUGGGAUUCCAACUACAUUCGUACUCCAGACUAACCCUUAACCACUAAAUCCUCUAUAGAGAUGUAGAAGGAGAUGGAGGUGGAAAAGAAGAUUGGAUACUCACCAUAGUCUAAUAGAUGGCUUCACAUAUUCUGCAAAGGAAUUUGAACUUUAUACUGUAUCUAGUUGGAAAAAACAAAUAGCUUUUAAGCCCAAUAGUGAUGCAAUCACAGUGAAACAUUAGGAAGGUUAUUCAGGAGCUUGCGGCUGGGAGCCUGGCCAAGGGGCUGUCACCACUGUCCAGGUGAAAGGUGCCAAGGAUCUGCUUGGUAGCAGUAAGGACAGAGACAAGAGACAUUUCAGGAGUAGAGUUGACAGGCUGAAGGGCCUGACUAACUGUGGACAGUAUCUGGGCAUGCCAUUGACCAAAGUGACAACAGCCAGGGAUACAGUGAAGAUGCCCCGUAAGCACUUGGAGACUUGGGACAAAAUUCUCAGGGUUGGUGAAGUGGAUGAGUUGUCUACAUCGAAUUGAUAAUUGAAUUGAAUUGAUAAUUGAAUCCAUAAGCACAGAUGAGCUCAAGGUCAAAGUGUAGAGAAAGCCAAGGUGAAUCACUAUCCCUGACUCCAUUCAAAUGGUCUUUCCCACUCUUGUGCCCAGUCCAGACUUCUUGGCAGCCUGGGCUGGAGUCCCCCAUAAAGCAGAGUACCCCGCCAUCAUGCAAAUCAUGCCCUUCGUCCCCACAGCAUUGAAAGUCUCGCCUUCCUCAUCCCCAACCCCCCAGGGACACACUCAGGACACCAACACCUACUUUCUGUGUCGGACACUACGCUCUUUGGGGGUCCAGGUGUGCCGAGUCUCUGUUGUACCCGAUGAGGUAGCCACCAUUGCAGCUGAGGUCAACUCUUUCUCCAGCCGCUUCACUCAUGUCCUCACAGCAGGGGGCAUUGGCCCCACUCAUGAUGAUGUAACCUUUGAGGCAGUAGCACAGGCCUUUGGAGAAGAGCUCAAGCCACACCCUGAACUGGAAGCAGCCAUCAAAACCCUCGGAGGGAAGGGCUGGGAGAAGAUGUCACUGGUGCCAUCCUCUGCCCGCCUGCAUUAUGGCACAGAUCCUCACACCGGCCACAUCUUCAGAUUCCCACUGGUCUCUGUCCGAAACGUCUACCUCUUCCCAGGUAUCCCAGAGCUGCUGCAGCGGGUGCUAGAGGGCCUGAAGGGCCUGUUUCAAAACAAAGAUGUUCAGUUCCACUUGCGAGAGCUAUAUGUGGCAGCUGACGAGGCCUCUAUUGCCCCCAUUCUGGCUGAGGCCCAGGCCCACUUUGGACGCAGGCUUGGUCUGGGUUCCUACCCCGACUGGGGCAGCAACUACUAUAAGGUGAAGCUGACACUAGACUCAGAAGAAGAAGGACCUGUGGAGGAGUGCCUGGCCUACCUGACCACCCGUCUGCCCCAGGGAUCACUGGUCCCCUAUGUAUCCAAUGCCGUGGAGCUUGCCAGUGAAGCCGUAUACAGACUCACCGAAACAGGUUCUUCUCUGGGAUGCAAGGUGGCCGGCGCCCUGCAGACCAUUGAGACUGCCCUUGCUCGGUACAAGCUCACCCAACUCUGUGUGGGCUUCAACGGGGGCAAGGACUGCACUGCCCUCCUGCACCUCUUCCAUGCAGCUGUGCAGAGGAAAUACCGUGAUGCCCGAGACCCUCUUCAGAUCCUGCAUAUCCGCAGCAUUUCACCUUUCCCUGAGCUGGAGCAGUUCUUGAAGGAUACCAUCAAGAGAUAUAAUCUGCAGGUACUGGAGGCGGAAGGUGACAUGAAGCAGGCCCUGAGUGAGCUGCAGAUACAGCAUCCCCAGCUGGAGGCCGUCCUCAUGGGUACCCGGCGCACCGACCCCUACUCCUGUAGCCUCUGUCCAUUCAGCCCCACUGACCCCGGCUGGCCAUCUUUCAUGCGCAUCAACCCGCUGCUGGACUGGACCUACAGAGACAUCUGGGACUUUCUGCGCCAACUCUUUGUCCCAUACUGUAUCCUGUAUGACCGAGGGUACACGUCCCUGGGAAGCCGGGAGAACACAGUGCAGAACCCGGCCCUGAAGUGCUUGAGCCCCGGGGGACGGCCCACUUACCGGCCAGCCUAUCUACUUGAAAAUGAAGAUGAGGAGCGCAACUCCCGCAUGUGACCCCCCUACUCCUAUCCACUCCAGGAGGGGGGAAGCUGUCCUGGGCUGUAACCUGUCAAUAAACUGUCUCUC
This is a messenger RNA of Talpa occidentalis (Iberian mole), 3102 nucleotides long. RefSeq names its product flavin adenine dinucleotide synthetase 1 (gene FLAD1). Bases 1489 to 3030 code for a protein of 513 amino acids. Gene Ontology annotation, molecular function: FMN adenylyltransferase activity. Lineage: Eukaryota; Metazoa; Chordata; Mammalia; Eulipotyphla; Talpidae. The transcript has 6 exons. Gene Ontology annotation, biological process: FAD biosynthetic process. The record is from RefSeq and is a predicted model, not a curated record.